AUGACUAAGUUACCUGAUUCAGGUUCUAACCUAAAUGACUAUAAUAACCCCAAGUCCAUCGAGCUGUUGUUCAUCAAAUUCGAGGCUGGAAAAACAUACAUGAUCACUGAGAAUGAUUUUGGUACAAAAUCAAGAGACUUAUUCGCCUGCCGACCGACCUUCACCGGCAGCCCAAAAUUCUGGUACACCCUUAUCUCCCCUUCAACACUCGCCGCCACUAUCACCAUCCCCCACGCCGUCGCCUGCACCGCCUGCCCCCCGUGUGCUCCACCGCCUCCGCCGCCGCCGCCCAACGACCUCGACGAUUCCGAUUCCCCAUACCCGAUCGAGCUCGAUGACUCCGACCCGAACGACUCGCUGACCCCUAUCCCCGGGUCAAUCCGGGCCGACCGGCCCGCCUCUUCCUCCUCGUUGCUCUUCCUGGGCAGCGGCGGUAGGAGCCGCCGGCUGCUACCCUUUCCUCCGCCGUCAUCGUCGUUUUGUGGUGGGGCCCUCCUGGAGUGGUGGCGCUUGGAUCUGAUCUCAACUGUCGGGGGCUCGCCAGGGGACGGCGGUCGUGACAUCCUUGCAGGGGAAGUGCUCGUGGGCCAUGACCGUGACCUUGGCCGGCCGCCGCUUGCCGGAGGCCGGAGUCUUGGACUCCUCCACUUUCCAUAUGUAGACCUGCGAGUCUUCGCUGGCACUGACAAUGUGCUUCCCGUCCGGAGUGAACGAGGCCGCCAUCUGGCUGCUCGUAUUUCGAAAUCCUAG
Molecule: messenger RNA, 750 nt
Organism: Striga asiatica
Lineage: Eukaryota; Viridiplantae; Streptophyta; Magnoliopsida; Lamiales; Orobanchaceae
Source: the annotation of a GenBank genome assembly